UCCCAAAAAUGAAGAAAAAGGGAAAGAAAACCCACGCAGCAAUUGUUUUGAGUAAGAUUAUGAGAUUCCUUCCAAGUCACACACAUAGACAAGAGUGAGCAGUGACCAAUAAUUACAUAUGCAGCUCCAUUAGCUCUUCAGUGGACGCGAUGAUAAUCGGCGACGAAAAGUAGACAGACUGUCUUCUGGGACUGGGAAAGAGGGGAGGGAAAUGGGUGAGAGCUACCCUUACAAGGAAUACGUGGCUGGUUUGCUCGCCGGCGUUGCCACUGUCCUCAUCGGCCACCCCUUCGACACCGUUAAGGUGAAAUUGCAAAAGCACAAUACUGAAGCACAUGGGAUCAAGUACAGGGGUGGUUUGCAUUGUACUGCGAGGAUACUAAGGACUGAAGGAAUAAGAGGGCUUUAUAGAGGAGCAAUGUCGUCUUUCAUAGGGGUGGCUUUUGAGAGUUCCCUAGUUUUUGGAAUUUAUUCCCAGAUGAAACAGUCGCUGCAGGUAGCAAUGGGAAGUUCACAAACUGGUGGGCCACAGCUGCAAAUAAUAGUUCCGUCUGCUGCUUACGGUGGAGCAAUCAUCAGUUUUGUAUUAUGUCCAUCAGAGUUGUUGAAGUGUAGGAUGCAAGUUCAAGGCACAGACUCUUUGGUGCCAAUGUCCAGCAGAUACAGUGGUCCUCUUGAUUGUGCCCUUAAAACUGUUAAAGAUGAAGGGGUUAAAGGGAUUUUUCGUGGAGGUUUUACAACAUUCUUAAGAGAAUCUUUGGGAAAUGCAGUCUUCUUCAGUGUUUACGAGAAUGUCCGCUAUCACAUGCAUUCAAGACUGAAAUCUGGUUCAUCUGACUGUACCAGCUUGAUUGACGUGGGAGUUGGGAUUUUGAGUGGUGGUCUUGGUGGUAUCGCUUUUUGGUCAGCUGUUUUGCCGUUGGAUGUGGCAAAGACCAAAAUACAAACUGCUGCAGACAAUAACACUUCACGGAAUCCAUUUCAAAUCUUGAGCUCGAUUUACACUAGGAACGGAUUGAAAGGAUGGUAUACGGGUUUGUAUCCUACAAUAGUUCGGGCAUUUCCUGCUAAUGCAGCAGCAAUUGUCACCUGGGAGCUAGCCAUAAAACUUCUAGGUGUCAAGCACGACUGAGGACGUUGUUAUGUUAUCAUUAAUUACCUUCAUCUAACCUUUCUUGUAAUUCCCAAAGCACAUAUAAUGGAGCCUUUCCGCCAUCAAUUUGGACCAGAAAACUAGAGUUGGGUGCUGCUUGGCAUAGUUACUUCCAGAUUUUUUCGUGCUUCAGAGUCUGGAGGCUGGAGCUGCCUGACUGACAAAUGUAAUAUGAUAUGCUGCUGUUACCAGUAUAUCUUGUAUAACAUUCAUUUUUCUUCCUUUCAGUAAUAUAGGGAGGACGACUGCUGGACCAUUUUUAGUUAUGGUCAAAAUUAGUGUUGUCAUAUUUGAUUAGAGCUUAUUGAGCUCGGUCAUUAGAACCAUAUGAAGAAUUUGAUUGGAACUGCACCCUGUUUCUCACUUGUAGUUUUCCGUUGAGGAUUCUGUAUGAAGGAAAUUUGACUGUAAUUUUUCUCUAUAAAUAUGAUCUUGAAAUGGAAAUUUCACAAACA
Ziziphus jujuba (common jujube) is the source of this 1608-nucleotide messenger RNA. RefSeq names its product mitochondrial arginine transporter BAC1. Gene Ontology annotation, biological process: mitochondrial L-ornithine transmembrane transport. Gene Ontology annotation, molecular function: L-ornithine transmembrane transporter activity. Bases 212 to 1132 code for a protein of 306 amino acids. The transcript has 8 exons. NCBI's taxonomy places the organism in Eukaryota, Viridiplantae, Streptophyta, Magnoliopsida, Rosales, Rhamnaceae. The record is from RefSeq and is a predicted model, not a curated record.